GCCGAUUGGCGGAUGCCGUUUUGGAUCUGAAUUGAACAGGCGGGCAGCGGCCAGUGUACGAUGCACACUCGACUCGCCCGCUGGCGGCGCAGGCAAUGAAAACGCAGCAACGAUACUGGAACGGUGAGCCGUCCAAAGUUUUCCGGCGUAAUCUUCCAGAUUCUCCCCUCACAUCAUGUGUGAUGUGCCUUGGCAGCUUGUUUGUGUCCCAACCCGUCUCCACGUUCGGAUUCUGGUCUACCGAUCUCAGACUCUCUUGGCCUCCCUUACCGCGCAAGCCUACGUACGCAGUAUCUGUAUACCCCAAGGAAACUUGUGUCAAAAAAAAAACAUGCCAUGGUCCGUUUCGUUCGAUAGACCCUGAAGUUCAGACAGAUCUGAAGAGCCCCUUGCCUGCACACGCUGCGACUCUACGGAUAGUCGGAUGAUGGGGGACAGAUAUGCCCUGCUAGGCCAGGUACGUGUGACUUUGGCCCUGCACUAGGCCGGGACGGCCACACACACCAAGACAGCAGAUAUUAUGGAGGAACGUGAGGGACUGGGCCAAAGCAAGAGCAAUAGCGAUACUUCGUAGCAAUGCCAACGCCACCAGCCG
Colletotrichum navitas is the source of this 595-nucleotide messenger RNA. RefSeq lists its product as uncharacterized. The record is from RefSeq and is a predicted model, not a curated record. Lineage: Eukaryota; Fungi; Ascomycota; Sordariomycetes; Glomerellales; Glomerellaceae. The coding region runs from base 96 to 428 and encodes 110 amino acids. The transcript has a single exon.